AUGGACAACAGUGUCAUGGCAGGCCAUCCCUAUGGCGUUCAGCCAGAGGGGAAUUUGCUCACGACCAUCGACCGCAAGGCGAUUGGACAGGCACAAGCUGGGUUGGGCCUCUUGGCCCUGCUUCCUCACGAGCUCCUGCUUGACAUCCUCAGUCGCUUGGAUCCACGCAGUCUGGCCUGCGUCGCACAGACCAGCCGCUCUCUUUAUGCGUUUGCCCAUGCCCCUGACCUGUGGAAGGCCUUUGUCAUCCGAGCUUGCCCCCACGGUUUCCAGUUCCGAGGCUCGUGGAAAGAAACCUACACCCACAACGUCCUUGGUCUAGCCAUUCGCCAUAUCCCCUUGCUCUGCCCGCACGUCUACUCAGACGCGCUAUACGCCACAGCAUCUGCACCGUUCAGCUCACCCUGCAAGAGUACCUUCAAUACGCUCGCCAAACUGCCUGCCUUGACCGAGUCUUGGUCACCCCCGACCCUGUUUGACCAAGACCUCAUGGCAGUCCUGGGUGAAACCUUACGGCCAGAUUACCGGUGGCUUUUAGUUGGACCUCCUGGAUCAGGCACCAACUUUCAUGUGGACCCAAAUUACACCGCAGCUUGGAACACCGUAGUCAUUGGUCGCAAACUUUGGCUCUUGUUCCCCCCGGACAUUCUCCCACCCGGUGUUGCCAUAAGUGAGGACGGCUGCCGUGUUCUUCAGGCUGACAACGUGACUGCCUGGUUUGAAGAAUACUACGAGCAACUGCAUGAAGAUAGCGAUCUGAGCAUGCAUGCCGUUGAGACCAUUUGCCAACCUGGCGAAACUGUGUUCAUCCCCGCCGGCUGGUGGCACCUCGUCCUCAACCUUGAGGUCACGGUGGCGGUCACUCAAAACUAUGUUAGCGAGGCCAAUCUGCCGGCCUCGCUGGACUUCCUUGCUUCUGGCAUUCCAGCCUACAUGAACCACGCUGGGCCUCCAGAUCUUCACACCCGUUUUCGCACGGCUUUACAGCAACAGCAGCCCCACAUUCUGACACAGUGCCCGAAACGCGCAAAGACAUCACUUUGGUCUCAGUGGAACGCUCCGUUGCCCAAUGUCAAUAAUUCCCCCGAAAUCGGGAGUACAGCCUCACAUGCUCCCCAAAAGGACUGUGACUCCACAAAGGACACGCCAACUCCACAAGGAACUUUCUCCUUCUCUUUUGCUUCCUAA
This is a messenger RNA of Monosiga brevicollis MX1, 1188 nucleotides long. RefSeq lists its product as uncharacterized. Gene Ontology annotation, cellular component: nucleus. Gene Ontology annotation, molecular function: cis-regulatory region sequence-specific DNA binding; protein binding. Bases 1 to 1188 code for a protein of 395 amino acids. NCBI's taxonomy places the organism in Eukaryota, Choanoflagellata, Craspedida, Salpingoecidae. The transcript is spliced from 3 exons. The record is from RefSeq and is a predicted model, not a curated record.